CACGACUACCGGCUUUCUCUUUAUCAUGGCAUCGUCAGACUGCCCUGGAGAUGACUGCAUCUUACAGCGGGGGAGAUCUCAGAGUUACCCGAGCAGCACCACCGAGGUCCGCCCGGGUGAGGCGCACCGAGCAGAUGUGAUGGACCAACAGAGGGUACUGCAGUCUGGCUGCCUGGUCUCGGGGGUUCGUACACCUCCUGUAAGACGCAACAGUAAGUUAGCCAACUUGGGACGCAUCUUUAAGCCAUGGAAAUGGAGGAAAAAGAAAAAUGAGAAACUGAAGCCCUCAGUGGUUGUGGAGAAAAAGGCAGCAGUCCGACAGAAGCGAGAUGACCUCCUUAAACAGAACCCCGGGAAGAUGGAAGCAGAUUCAGACCUUGCUUGUGGAGGUAACAAUGAAGAUCAGGACACUCCAAACCACUCAGAUGGAGAUGACAGAGAUGAGGAGCCCAUAGCAUCGCCGGCCAGUACCACUGAAGACCCGGGCUAUGAUUUUGAAGCUUUAACAGUGCAAGAUGUGAUGGAGGAUUGCAAGGCAGUGGAAGAUCCCAGUCAAAGUGAAAAUGGAGGUCCCUUUGAUGAGCAUUUCAAGGUGGAGUUCUCUGACUGCAGAAAUGAACCGGCCCCUCCUCAGAGACGUGCCAGCACCCCUCCAGGACCCAACCUGCAAGUCAAAGUGCUCACCAGACUGGGCAGCCUUGAUGGUGCGCCACCAGUGAGAGUGAAAAAAUCUCCAGCCACCUUACCCAGGAAUUUCACGCUUCCCAAAGACCCUCAUGGCUCCCUGUUGAGAGGCCGAAUGUCCACACCAACUGGCUCCCCCCACCUUGGCGCAAUCCAUUCUCAACUACCCCCUAGCUGCAUAAUCGAGGAACUGCACCGUGCGCUGGCCACCAAACAUCGACAGGAAAGCUUCCAAAUAAAGGAGGUGCGUGCAUCUCCCAAAUGCAGGCUAGAUGGUCGCCUGUCCCGCACCUCCAGCACAGAGAGGGAGCCUGCUGGCGAGCCGGAGACCAAGAAGCAGUCUGAUGAGAACAAGGAGAACCGGCGUCUGGAUGAGUACUUGAGUGAUCAGGACAGCUGGAACGAGUCUGUGAUCUCUGGGACUCUCCCACGCAGAAUGAGGAAGGAAGUUUUGGCUGUGAAGCUCCGGAACCGACCCAGCAAGCAGGAGCUGGAAGACCGCAACAUCUUCCCUGUCCGCAGCGACCAGGAGCGUCAGGCGAUCCGUCAGCAGAUAGAGAUGAAGUUGGCCAAGAGACUGAGCCAGCGUCCGGCGGUGGAGGAGCUGGAGAGUCGGAACAUCUUGAAGCAAAGAAAUGACCAGACUGAACAGGAAGAAAGGCGAGAAAUAAAGCAACGCCUGAACAGAAAGCUCAACCAGCGACCGACAGUGGAUGAGCUGCGGGACAGAAAGAUUCUCAUUCGUUUCAGUGACUAUGUGGAAGUGGCCAAAGCUCAGGACUAUGACAGGAGGGCAGACAAGCCCUGGACCAGACUGUCAGCUGCUGAUAAGGCGGCCAUCCGUAAAGAACUGAAUGAGUUCAAAAGUACGGAGAUGGAGGUUCAUUCUUCGAGCAAACACCUGACAAGGUUCCACCGGCCUUAGCAAGGUUUCUUCUGUGAAGAGUUGCUGAUAUUUGGUUCAGUCAGUGAAGACCUUGCACAGAGUCUUCCAGUGUACUGGCCCACAGUCAGUGGGUGUCCUGAUAUUUGGGUCCAACAAACCUUGGAGGCUAUGUCUCUAGAAAUGGAGCCACGAGUAGACAAGACGACAUUCAGCCAGAUCUACUCACAGGAGCAUUUCACGGACCUUCAUGGGACCUUGUCAGGAGAAAAAGGAAAACACACGGUCUCAGAGACUUUCUUUUUUUGUAAACUGACUAUUUUAAAAUACUUAUUUGCAAUGCCAUAGGUGUGGGGGAAAGGUGCAUGUGGCCCAGUGGCCCUUUCCCACUGUUGUUUGAGACAUCACCUCCCCGUUCUGUCUGACUUUCACUGGUUCAAUUGGUGAUGAGUUUCAUAUCGACAGCAUCAAUGUUCUUAAUCAAAAACCUUGUCUGUGAACAAGGCAACCUCCCUUUGUAAGCACUAUUUAUUGUCUGCACAAUACAGGUUUUCAAUUUGUAAGAAACAUUUGCGUGUUCAUUGGAGUUCUGUUGUAUUUUUAAUCAUUAUUUAGAUAUCACAGCAUUAAAAUGUGUCAUUACUAGCAAGUGUGAAUUGUAAAUGUCUUUAAAGAGCAGUUCUGAAUCAUAAAUGAAUUUCAGUCGCCACAAUAAAAAACAACAACAACCUUGUUACCAAGCUUUCCAUGCUGCCAAAAGCAAAGACAUGGAAAUGGUGGAUGGAGUAAAAAAAAAAAAAAACAUGCUGUGAAACCUUCUGUAGCGACAUCUCAGUCAGGUACUUUCAACUGGCAGUGGAAUUUUUGCUUCAUUUUUGACAUCAGCAAACGUCUCGUGUGAGUCAUUGUGUUCUCUUGGCAAUAGAAAGGCUACAGAUGGCAGCGCGGGUUCAAUUUUGACUGUACACUCACACAAACAGCUCGCUCUUUGGAGUAAUGGAUCCAAUGUCAGCUGUGGCAGAUCGUGAGGUGUCUUACCCACAAUAGCCAGAAACCUGUGGAGGGGUACGACAGAAAGGCAUGCUCCUGUGAGUGGAAAGGGGGUAUCCUGAAUCACAGGUGUCAUCCUGCAUUCAUAUUGGCCAUUGGUGACUCACAGCAGUUUUAGCCAAUUUUUAGUGUGACGACAUUGAUUUAAUCACAUCAUACAUCCACCCUUAGCUAACUUCCUUAACGUUGUCUACAGACAUCUAUCUUAAGUUAAUUGAAUUCUCUAUAUUGCCCAUAUAUGAUUGGUGGGAUGCUGGAACAUCACUGAAACCAUGUCAAUAAACCUCAUUACACAUUUUCACGUCAUACUACACUUUUAUGAGGCAUCUGUUUAAGGCAUCAAUCUAUUGAUUGACUCCGUUCUAGUCUAGUCAUUUUCCGAAACCAGGCCUUAUUGUUGUAUCAAUAAUACAACCCAUCUCUGCAAAAGUUGAUUUGAGGAAACUGGAGUUUUCUUGUUUAAGUUGUUUCCCCUUUAAUCCAAAAGGUUUCUGCAGUUCUAAAUUUUACACUGCAAAUUCCCCAAGUCUUACCAAGAAUAUUAUUUCUUUCUGUCUUAUUUCUAGUCAAAACUAAACUGAUUACACCUAAAUUAAGACUCAUCACCGAAUAGGUACCUUAUUGUUAGACAAUUUUCUCUUGUUUCAGAUAAAUGUUUUCAAGCUAAGUUCAAGAUAAUGUGAAUUUGAAAUAGCUAUGGGGACAAAAACAUACUCUUACUUACUGAUUUACUUACUCUUACUCAGAAUCUUACCAAGAAUAUUUGUCUUAUUUCGAGUAAAAUAUAAUUCAAUUACACUUAAAAUAAGACUUAUCACCUCAAAAAGAAUUUGUUUUUUGAUUAUUUAAAAAAAAAUAAAAAAUAUUACUCCAUUGGCAUUUUUUUCCUACUUCAAAUAAAAAAUAUCUUGAAACAAGUGAAGAUUUUCUUAAAACAAGUUAGUUUUUUUGUGUGAUGAGUCUUAUUUUAAGUGUUAUGUCUUCCUGAUUGUAUGAGGAUCAUUGUUGUUGUUAUUGUUGUUGUUGCUGUUAUAAUUGUUGUUGUAGUUGUUGACAGGUGUGGCUGGUGAAUGACCAUUUUGCAUAACAACUGUUUGUUCACCUGCCUGGUGUUAAAUUGUCUCAUUAGUGGCCACUAUUCCCAUGGAGUGAGACAAUCUUUGUGGGAGAGAAGUUCAAGUUCAAUUUCCCCGAUUCAACUUUUGCGGCGUUCCAUGACCUGGACAACUAAGAAUCUACACAGGUGUCAUUCCUGGCUGUCGGUGCCUUUUCCGUCCCAAUGAAAAUACUUUUAAUAUUUUACUUCAAAUGAAUAAAAUGCAUAUUUUGAAAACA
This is a messenger RNA of Phyllopteryx taeniolatus (common seadragon), 3952 nucleotides long. RefSeq names its product phosphatase and actin regulator 3b (gene phactr3b). Gene Ontology annotation, molecular function: actin binding. Gene Ontology annotation, biological process: actin cytoskeleton organization. The record is from RefSeq and is a predicted model, not a curated record. Lineage: Eukaryota; Metazoa; Chordata; Actinopteri; Syngnathiformes; Syngnathidae. Bases 26 to 1609 code for a protein of 527 amino acids. The transcript has 13 exons.